Messenger RNA from Hydractinia symbiolongicarpus, 1471 nucleotides. RefSeq lists its product as uncharacterized. The record is from RefSeq and is a predicted model, not a curated record. The coding region runs from base 122 to 1174 and encodes 350 amino acids. NCBI's taxonomy places the organism in Eukaryota, Metazoa, Cnidaria, Hydrozoa, Anthoathecata, Hydractiniidae. The transcript is spliced from 4 exons.
GUUUCCAGUGAAAACAAAUCAAAAUAAAGAAUUUGUAUCUACACAAGACAAGUUGUAAGGGCUUUUUUUCUUAAAGAUCUAUUACCAACAAAUUCUUGUAAAAAAAGAGAAAAUCAAAAAAAUGAAAAGCAAAGAAAUAAAAUCUCUUACCAUUAAAUUAAUUUUCUGCAUUACGGCAGUGAUCACAGCAGGCAGUACCACGUCAAACGUGUACCACUUUGGUGACUCACAAAGUCUUAAAAACAUCAAAGUUGCUUGGAUUAACUUUGUAAGGUAUACAGAACGUUACUUCAAUUCGACAUCAUUUUUUGAGAAAAUCGUGGCGAAUGUUGGAACAUGUCAAAGGCUAUGCAUACUUAAAAAAGAAUGCAAAGGUUUUAAUAUGUUACCUAUCAAUAGUAAUGGUACCAUUCUGCAAUGUGAAUUGUUCAAUAAGACAUUCUAUGGCAAUCCUUGCAAAUUGGAAAGACAUAUGAAUGCAACACAUCACACAAUAUCUAACCCCUGCGUGCAGAUAUACGAUUUGUGUGAAGAAUCUGAAAAGUGCGUUCCUGAUGAUUCUAUGUCAUCAUACAGCUGUCAAAACAAAUCCGAAUUGACUCUCCCAGAGUUUUGUCCCACAAAUAGAACUGAUCCCUGGAUUAUCCGCGAGGCUGCUAUUCCAACACCGUUUUGCCAUGUAUGCUAUACAAGCCAGCUUCCUGGUUCGCUCGUUAUUUUGCAUAUGUUAAGAGGAGAACGAUUUUCCCGAAAUUGGAUGGAAUACAAAAAUGGAUUUGGUGGUAAUUCUUUUUACGUUGGUAACGAGUUAGUCCACAAACUAACGACUAGGUACGCGUGUGAGCUGUACGCACACAUGUCCGGACCAGAAGAAGAAUUUCAAGUAUUUUAUGCGCAAUUCAGUCUUGGAAACGAAACAGAUCUUUACAGGUUAACAGUCAGUGGAUUUAGGCCAUACUUAGGAGGUAAUAUUCAAGACGAGUUCUCAUCUGCAAACGGUGUGCAAUUUAGUACGUACGACCAUGGACCGAAACGUCACGCUGCAAAAACAUCCAAGGCUGGUGGUUGGUAUCCUAAUAAUGGGAGCUUUUUUUCGGGAUAUUGGAAACAUUUGACCUCAGAUAACACUACUAAAUAUUUUACCAACAUCAUUUUAAAGUUAAGGAAAAAAUAAAGUAAUCGACAGUUCGAGAUUGAGAUAACAGGCUGGACUCUUUACUAACAUUGGGUUUGAGAAGAGGUUUUUAAUACAGAAAUAUGCGUUUAUUACAAUUUUUUGUCUUUGCUAAAGCAGUAUUGUUUUUUUAAUGGAGAUGACACGACGGUUUGAUUUUGGCUGCUUCACAAUUUUGUCAAUGUUGUUACUAGUUAUUACAAUCAAUGUGCAUGUGAAUGCUUUCUGUGUCGUCGUUUGUGACUUUUAAAUUUUGUUUUUUCUAUUUAAUAAUAAUAAUAAUGAUAAUAAUAAAAA